Messenger RNA from Chondrus crispus (carragheen), 740 nucleotides. RefSeq lists its product as hypothetical. The record is from RefSeq and is a predicted model, not a curated record. Bases 1 to 459 code for a protein of 152 amino acids. The transcript is spliced from 2 exons. Lineage: Eukaryota; Rhodophyta; Florideophyceae; Gigartinales; Gigartinaceae.
AUGCUGCGCGCCCAGGCGCGGGUGUUCUUCAGCUCGGCCGCGGUGUCCAUCACCAGCCUGUACUACGACGACGCCAUGGGUAUGAUUUACCUCCGGUGGCGAGUCAGCGCGUCGCCCCGCGCCUGGGUUCUCAUGGGGUCCGGCAGGAGGGGGCCCGUCGUUCUCGACGGGCUCAGCGUUUACACGCUCGACCGCACAGGGUUGGUUGCCGUGCAUCAAUUGGAGAGUAACUCCCGCAGAAGGUCUGGACUGCGCCAUAUGUUUGAGGACAUUCUCGCUGUCGGCACCGUCCGCGUGCCCGGGACGCCAGCCGGCGCGGGUGUUGGGUCCGGCGGGUCGGGCCUCCCGCCGUGGUUUAGGAGCGUGUUUGAGCCGCUUGAAUUUGUCGCCGUGUCGGAGGAGGAAAUGGAGUGCGAGGAGCACUUACUGCCCCUGGAGGACGAGUUGUUUAUUAAGUAGAAGGUGGUGUGUAUGUGUGAUUGUUUUUUUUUUUGAUUGCGUAUUUGGUCCUUGUGCGUGUUCCGCCCAAGGGGUUGGGUCUAGGUGCGAUGUGGCUGUACUGUUGUUAUUUGGUUUUUUAUGCGGCGGGAGUCGUAGGGUUGGGAUGUCGCCUCGGCUGGUAGGUAGCGGGAGAGGCGACGUGGAGCAGGCGGCGAUGUAGUAUACGGUUUGAUGGCAAGCUGUUGAUAUAUGAUGCUGUUGUAGGUUGGUGCUGUAGAUAAAUCGUAUUUGUUUAUUGA